Molecule: messenger RNA, 759 nt
Organism: Mycotypha africana
Lineage: Eukaryota; Fungi; Mucoromycota; Mucoromycetes; Mucorales; Mycotyphaceae
Exons: 3
Coding region: 1-555 (184 amino acids)
Source: RefSeq, a predicted model, not a curated record
AUGAUAUUUAAGUAUUCCGGAACCGUCAGUCUUACUAAUCACUCUCCCUUUAAAGUGCGAAGUGUGGCACAUUAUGCUUUUUUCAUUAAUCUCCUAGUAGUUCAACAAUCCCGUAUUGCAGUCUUUACUGUUUUUAUAUUAGAGAAAUACAUAACGUAUCGUGUCUGUACAGGGGAGCUGAAAAUGACCUGCAAUAGAUUCCGAUAUAGAGUGUUCCCUAAAGUAGACAAAACGACAAUAUGUUCCGUUUUCCUGGACUUGCGCCUAUGCAAUAGAAAGACAGAAAACAUCUUCAACCUUCAAACCUCGUUUCUGCUAUGCCCAUUAAAUAAGUUAGGCACUCCGCUCAAAACAGAUCUUCUGUGUUUCAAAAUAGAAAAGGCAUUACCACCAAGCUAUUACAAUAAGCGGUUUGUUAAGGAGGCAAAUGAUAUUUAUCACGUAGAUGACGUGAUUUUAUUUUUAGAACUUCCCCAAUUAUGUCUUACUGUAAUGUUGACAUAUUCUCAUUUUAUGGGGCCUCGUUUCAUAAUGAUAUGCAUCGCGACCACUUAGGGAAAUCUUAUCCACUUGUGAACGUUCACAACUACUGUUUUUUCGCUUGAGAAAGGCGCUGUUAAUACGGAUAAAAUAGCGCUGUUGUCCGUUGGCUUGUGUAAGCAAUAAUUAUACUAUACUCAACUGAUGCAUCCACUUCAGGACAGUUCAAAAAGUGCUAGACCCAGAUCAUGACGAAUAUGCUGUACUAGGCACAAGCUA